Molecule: messenger RNA, 1416 nt
Organism: Linum tenue
Lineage: Eukaryota; Viridiplantae; Streptophyta; Magnoliopsida; Malpighiales; Linaceae
Source: the annotation of a GenBank genome assembly
AUGGGGAGCGGAGGUCGAUCGAUGAAGGGGUUGCUGUUGGGGAGCGGUUGCCGUUUCUUUCGGAGAAUCCCCAGGAACUUGAUCGGGAUUCACCGAAUGGAGGGGAGGUCGAUCGAUGAAGCUAGCUUGAAGAGAUGCGGCCGUUUGUUUCCGAGAAGCCCCAGGAACUUGAUCGGGCUUCGUGGAGUGGAGAGGAGGUCGAUCGAUGGAGGAGAUGCGGCGGCCGAGCUUCCGAGCAGCCGUAGGUUCUCGAAACGCCUUCGUCGAGUGGAGAGGAGAGGAGGUCGAUCGAUGGAGUACUACCGGCACCUCCUUUCGGGGGUCCUCCUCAGCCUCCUCGUCGCAGGCUUCACCGACGGCGAAUCUAGGAUUCGGCUGCCGGCGCCCUCUAACCGCGGUAGCAUGUGUGAUGAGCUCAUCCGACCGGCCGGGUACCCAUGCAUUGAACACACGGCCCAAACUACGGAUGGGUACUUGUUGGCUCUCCAGAGGGUUUCAUCGAGACAUGAAAAUAUCACCUCAAAUGUUGGGCAGGCUCCUCCCGUGCUGCUUCUACACGGCGUCUUUAUGAAAUAUUGGGACUGGAGUUGGCAGGAGUUGGCGAUGAAUGACCUGACGGAGAUGCUACACUUCAUACACGCCGAAACAAGCUCCAAACCUUUCAUUGUUGGUCAUUCUCAGGGGACUAUCAUGACGCUGGCUGGUCUGACUCAGCCGCAGAUCGUGCAAAUGGUGGAAGCUGCCGCCCUCCUCUGCCCAAUCUCUUAUUUGGAUCACGUUUCUGCCACUAUUCCCCGUCAAUUGGUCACUUUCCACGUCGAUAAGGUCCGGUACAAUUGCUGCUUCAACAAUUCACGCUUGGACUUCUACCUCGACUACGAACCAAACCCAACAUCUGCCAAGAACCUCGCCCAUCUUUUCCAGAUGAUUCGGAAGGGCACUUUUGCCCGGUACGAUUACGGGAUAUUCAAAAACUACAAGCUGUACGGGCAGACUACCCCGCCGGUGUUCGAUCUGGGGCGCAUACCGGACUCCUUCCCGCUGUGGAUGGGGUACGGUGGUCAGGAUGGUCUGGCCGACCCGGCCGACUUCAACCACACGCUCAGGGAGCUGCGCGACCAGGCCAAGUUGCACUACGUUGACCGCUACGGCCAUGCCGACUUCCUCUACGGCACUCGAGCCAAAGAAGAUGUCUACGACGACUUGAUUGGGUUUUUCAGUGUUCAGGAUUGUCAGGCCGACCCGGCCGACUUCAACCACACGCUCAGGGAGCUGCGCGACCAAGCCUUGCUACACUACGUCGACCGCUACGGCCAUGCCGACUUCCUCUAUGACAUUCGAGCCAAAGAAGAUGUCUACGACGACUUGAUUGGGUUUUUCAAGUCUGUAAUGGGCCGACAAUCUGCCACUGCUUAG